Coregonus sp. 'balchen' is the source of this 14482-nucleotide messenger RNA. The record is from the annotation of a GenBank genome assembly. NCBI's taxonomy places the organism in Eukaryota, Metazoa, Chordata, Actinopteri, Salmoniformes, Salmonidae.
AUGGCUCGAGCGCUGUUGUUGUUUGUGUUUAUGUUGUCUGGUGUCUUUGCUGGACGCUACUUUAACGAGAAACAACCGUGCUAUCGACCCAAGCUGACCAAGCACAAUGGAGUCAGGUAACUUUAGCUGUCUUCUAUCAUCUAAUUUGAUAUGUUUUCUGUCUAGUGCUUGCUCUCGAGCAAAAAAUAGUAGCUAGAGUUGUUGCAACAUGAUUCUAGUCAUUUUCUUCCAGCUGUAUCAGGGUGUUUUCACAUAGGCCUCUUUAAAAUAACCGAUCUCAGUCAUCUUUAAAGUGAAAUAUGGGGUAAAAAAAACAACCUGAAUAACUCCCGUCAUCUUUGUAUUCACACUGCCCUUGCCUUUGAAUAAGGGCUCAACUCUUUUGCCAGUUCACUUCACCAGUUGAGUGGUCCGAGUACUCUUUGCAUUCACAUUGCUAUGUUUAGAAAGGAACCAAGGUCUUUUUCCAACGUUCACUCAAUGCACUCUGGGUUUUUACAAAGUGCAGGACAAGCCAUUCCAUCAGAUCGUGCUAUCGGAUAGCUUGAUAUACCUACUUACAUUUUGGAAGCUAAUAGAUUGCAUUUAGUUAAGAGAUGAGAAGGCACUUUAACUUUUCCCGUUAGCGCUGACUUUGCUGAUGAAUACUUUGAGGGAAAAUGUACUUGAUACGAUUGUGAUGUCUUGUUGUUUCACCUAGCGAUCUUAAGAUGAACGCACUAAUUAAGUCGCUCUGUAUGAGAGCGUCUGCUAAAUGACUAAAAUGUAAACAAUUUAUAAUUGUAAUAAGAUACUAUUAACAUGUAAAUAUUAUUGGUAACAGAAUAAAUAGCAGAAAAAUAACUGCAGAUUAAAUAAUGCUGUAAUUGAAAAUAGUACACCCAAUGUAGGCUACUGAUCCUUUAAGAGCUAUAAUUGAUUUUGUACCCUAUGUUGUGAUACUCACCAAAUAUGUUUGCUUUGUUGGCUUCUAACACUAUUCAAACCCCACAAUCGAAUAAACAGUUUAUGAAGCUCUCUUACAUUUACAUUUUAGUCAUUUAGCAGACGCUCUUAUCCAGAGCGACUUACAGUUAGUGAGUGCAUACAUUUUCAUACUGGCCCCCCGUGGGAAACGAACCCACAACCCUGGCGUUGCAAGCGCCAUGCUCUACCAACUGAGCUACACGGGGCCCAUAUAUCUUAGCCUAUAGAUCACAUAUUGCAAUAAAAAAAUCUGAACUAAAAACACCACACAUAUUUUGUAAUUUCUGUACAUUCUUGACAAUCGCUAAUCAAUAUGCAAAAACAGCACACGUUUUUUCAACGCACCUGUACAUCAUCGUCUCCCCUUUGUGGCACCAAUGUGAGGAGUUAUGGCCGGGGAAACGUUGUUUCAGUAGUCUCGUGUGGGGUGCGGGAAUAAUGACAAGCGAACCUGGGGAACUUUGUGUUCACAUUGCUCUAAGUGAACCAAACUCAGACCACCUCUCGAGCUCGCUUCGGGGGCUCUUUUGAGUGUUCACACUGCGCAAAAAAUUAAGCAAACCGCACUGAGUUCACAAAAGUUGUAUGAAAGGGACCAAAUGUGAAAACACCCUUAAUGUCUAAAGAUGGUCAAUUAUUUUGUACUUGCACAACACUGCAUCAUUCGUUUUUUUGUAGUAUAUACUCUGAUAGCAUAUAAUCAUAGCCAUCUCUCUGAAAUGGGAAGUAGGGUGGCCAGCAAGCUAAUGUCAUAGAGAUAGAUGACUCAAGUGAUCAAACGCCUGUUUCAGCAUGGGUAGCGCCAUUUGAGGACUUUCACCAUUUUGAAGUAGUCAACUGGGUGGGACUUCCUAUGGGUUAAGGAAGGAUCAGUCAAUUAAUGAUUUGUAAGCAAACAUUCCAUAACUGCAGGUGGCAGUACUUCUUCUUCGAUGAGGUUUAACGGCGGUUGGCAUCCAAUUUGUUGCAUUACCGCCACCUAUUAGACUGGUGUACAACUCCCUUAUACACUGCUCAAAAAAAUAAAGGGAACACUUAAACAACACAAUGUAACUCCAAGUCAAUCACACUUCUGUGAAAUCAAACUGUCCACUUAGGAUGCAACACUGAUUGACAAUACAUUUCACAUGCUGUUGUGCAAAUGGAAUAGACAACAGGUGGAAAUUAUAGGCAAUUAGCAAGACACCCCCAAUAAAGGACUGGUUUUGCAGUUGGUGACCACAGACCACUUCUCAGUUCCUAUGCUUCCUGGCUGAUGUUUUGGUCACUUUUGAAUGCUGGUGGUGCUUUCACUCUAGUGGUAGCAUGAGACGGAGUCUACAACCCACACAAGUGGCUCAGAUAGUGCAGCUCAUCCAGGAUGGCACAUCAAUGCGAGCUGUGGCAAGAAGGUUUGCUGUGUCUGUCAGCGUAGUGUCCAGAGCAUGGAGGCGCUACCAGGAGACAGGCCAGUACAUCAGGAGACGUGGAGGAGGCCGUAGGAGGGCAACAACCCAGCAGCAGGACCGCUACCUCUGCCUUUGUGCAAGGAGGAGCAGGAGGAGCACUGCCAGAGCCCUGCAAAAUGACCUCCAGCAGGCCACAAAUGUGCAUGCGUCUGCUCAAACGGUCAGAAACAGACUCCAUGAGGGUGGUAUGAGGGCCCGACGUCCACAGGUGGGGGUUGUGCUUACAGCCCAACACCGUGCAGGACGUUUGGCAUUUGCCAGAGAACACCAAGAUUGACAAAUUCACCACUGGCGCCCUGUGCUCUUCACAGAUGAAAGCGGGUUCACACUGAGCACAUGUGACAGUCUGGAGAUGCCGUGGAGAACGUUCUGCUGCCUGCAACAUCCUCCAGCAUGACCGGUUUGGUGGUGGGUCAGUCAUGGUGUGGGGUGGCAUUUCUUUGGGGGGCCGCACAGCCCUCCAUGUGCUCGCCAGAGGUAGCCUGACUGCCAUUAGGUACCGAGAUGAGAUCCUCAGACCCCUUGUGAGACCAUAUGCUGGUGCGGUUGGCCCUGGGUUGCUCCUAAUGCAAGACAAUGCUAGACCUCAUGUGGCUGGAGUGUGUCAGCAGUUCCUGCAAGAGGAAGGCAUUGAUGCUAUGGACUGGCCCGCCCGUUCCCCAGACCUGAAUCCAAUUGAGCACAUCUGGGACAUCAUGUCUCGCUCCAUCCACCAAUGCCACGUUGCACCACAGACUGUCCAGGAGUUGGCGGAUGCUUUAGUCCAGGUCUGGGAGGAGAUCCCUCAGGAGACCAUCCGCCACCUCAUCAGGAGCAUGCCCAGGCGUUGUAGGGAGGUCAUACAGGCACGUGGAGGCCACACACACUACUGAGCCUCAUUUUGACUUGUUUUAAGGACAUUACAUCAAAGUUGGAUCAGCCUGUAGUGUGGUUUUCCACUUAAAUUUUGAGGGUGACUCCAAAUCCAGACCUCCAUGGGUUGAUACAUUUGAUUUCCAUUGAUAAUUUGUCAGCACAUUCAACUAUGUAAAGAAAAAAGUAUUUAAUAAGAUUAUUUCAUUCAUUCAGAUCUAGGAUGUUAUUUUAGUAGUACCCUUUUUUGAGCAGUGUAUUUUGCUUGAAAAAUAAAAUAAAAUAAAUACCCUACCAUCUAACACUACACUCACAAAUUCAAAAUUAUUAUUAAUAAUUACCACCCCACUCCUUUAAUAUAUUCAUUCCUACCUCAUGCCCUCAACCUGAGAUGAUGGAACAUCACCACUUAACACUCCCUGUAACUCUUCUGAUGUCAAGUCUCGCACACCCAAAUACCUCUCUGCAGCUGCCACCACAACCUACAUUUUUUAAUUUUACAUUUGAGUCAUUUAGCAGACGCUCUUAUCCAGAGCGACUUACAGUUAGUGAGUGCAUACAUUUUUCAUACUGACCCCCCCCCCCCGUGGCAAUCGAACCCACAACCCUGGCGUUGCAAGCACCAUGCUCUACCAACUGAGCUACAGGAGGCUUACAUUCCAUCCCUGCAGUACAAUUAAUAACCAUUGCUAUAAAUGCUAAAAAUCCAAUCUUACUGACACAUAUAUCACUUGUUGUCCUAUCCCUCUGCAUUGGUACAUCUCUACUACUCUCACCACUCCUCCCCCUUGACCCAUCUUCCUCUACUUUCUUCACUGCCUCAGCAUAUGACAACUUCUUCACUACUCUUACCCUGGAAACCUCAACCUGCCUCUCUCGCACAGGACAUUUCUGAUCCCUGCAGGUGGCAGGAAAUCACCAACCUUGACUUUAUACCUGUUAAAACCAAUGGGCCAGGGUUCUGGUCUAGCACGGUUGACUGCUCCUACAGUUUUGCUUCAGUACUGCAGUUUAACUGACACCCGGCCCAGACAGACAAUUUCCAUAGACGGCCACAUAGAGAAGUCAGAUUUGAAAAUUCCUAAUAAGACACUUUAGUCAUUCCUUUGUGCACAAGACAUCCAUUAAAUUAUAUUAAUAAUUGUCACUGAGGCCCAUUAUCACUCACAGCUGAAGAUAUUAAUAUUUUAUAUUCAUCCAAUGUCUUCCAUGUUUUUGGAUGGCGUGAUGGCGUCGUCGCUUCUCUCGCUGUUCCCUGUGCUCAUGUGAUGUUGCUCCGUAUAAACCAGAUGCAACCCAGAUAUAGAAGGUCCAUGAAUCGGCGAAAGUGAGUAGAUUCCCUUGAAAACAAUGGUCGGACAUCUAAGACAGUCUCCAUUUAUUAUUAUAUCUCAGUGGUUCAAACACACUACAGGUGGCAGUAGGCACCCUUUGUUUUCCAACUCAUAGAAGUAGUAGAAGAAAAUUGACUACUUAAAAAUGGAGAUGGUCUCAAUGGCGCUGCCCCGCACCCACAGGCGCCAUAAUGGGACAGAUACAAUGAUGCGAUGUCUAUGGCGCAUGUCUGUCUUUUGCCUCUAGUGUUUUAAAUUGUCUAGUGUUGAUUUUAUUUAAGUGUUCUUUAUUUAUUCAGGUGUGAAUUGCCUGCAUCUUCUGCACUCAAUUGAUAUCAUUAGUCAGUAACUGAGUAUGAGUUUAUUGCACAUAAUUCUUUCAUAAAAAGGUUUAAUAAUGGUUCAAAUGUUGCCAAGUUCCUGCAGGUUUCAGAAUUGUCCCAGAAUGAAAAUUAGCUGAUUGGUAGGCUACUACAUAACUUUCUUCUUUAAACAAUACUCAAUACUCAAGUGCAGAAUUUUUACCCCCUGUGAUUUUGACUCGAGUGUUAAUCAGUUUAUUACAGAAAAGGCAUAUCAUGGCUAUCCAAAGUUUGAAAUCAAUGAAGCAAUCAAAGCCGAGGGUGGAAACAAGGUAGCAAAGUUCUGACAUGUCUGUGAGUGGAAGGAGAUGACUGGGUCUCCAGUAGCAUGGGAAGAAAUUGUUUGGGAUCUGACGUUUUUAAAGCUUUUCAUCCCAUUUUGCUAUUGAGCGCUCACAAUUCUGCCCUCCUGAAAUAUAUAAUUUGACAACUGGAUGUCUCCAGAAACAUGCAUGGCCCUUUCAGCGGUAGUAGCUAUUUGGCUUCUGAGUUUUGAAAGUAUGCUUGUGCUGUGGAUGCUUUUGAAUGCUUGACCUUUGAAUGGAGAGGCAGAUCUGCCAAGCUUGAUCUGGGGUGUAUUCAUUACACCGAUUUCUGUUGCUAAACGUGUCUUAAACGAAAGCAAAUGGCACGAAACUGGGAGGGAUCUACCUGAAUUUGUCCAAUCAAAACUCGUGUUUUAGUUGCAACCCAUUUUGCAACUGUUUGGGCUAAUGAUUACACCCCUGGUCAGGUUUUGAAUUGGCCUGUCAUGGUAUGGGACCUUAUAAGUGCGCACUGCAUUUUGUUAUCCAUCAUGUUUGCAGAGACUGUUUGAGCCGCUCUACAUUAGGAAUUCUGUCUAGAAAACCUUGUACCCUGAUGUCAUGUCUUUCAUCAGGACGAUGCCCAGACCCCACGAGUUCCUGAAACUCAAUGAGCUCCCCAAGGCGUGGGACUGGAGGAACAUCAACGGCACCAACUACGUCAGCACCACCCGCAACCAGCACAUCCCCCAGUACUGUGGCUCCUGCUGGGCACACGGCAGCACCAGCGCCAUGGCAGGUAGCCUAACCUCAAGUUUGCCUUUCCCUGGUCAUCCGACUUGGACAGCUCAUAGAAAUGAACAAACCAUAUACAAUUUACUUGGUCGUUUUACAGACUCUCUUGCAUCAGAAGGGAACACCGUACGAAGGGACAAAUGGAUGAAGAUCAGAUUGUGAAAUGCUAUCCUAUUAUUUGGCCACAGAUGUCUGCAAACCUCUUCACUAUAAGUACAGUGUUGUACAUUUUGGUAAUUCACCUUCAAGAUGGUCAUAAAGAUGGUUUACCAAUCUAAAGUCACUUGGAAACUAGAUUUUAUAACCAAGGUGGAAUAAACAUUGCAGUAAUUGUUCAGACAUGCAUGCCUGUCAGGCUUUUAACACAUGACUCACUCCACUGACUCAAAUUCAGGGUGGUAUGGCAGUGAAGCGUUGUGGCAGUGCCAACCCCUGAAUGUGCAGACAUGCAGUUAAAGCUUCAUGGUUUCCUGUAAUUCAGGUUUCCUGUAAAUCUGUGCAUGUUUGUUGUAAAAUGCAGUUCCUCCUUUGCUCAUACAAGUAGUCCUUUAGCAUUCUGAAGUCAUGGUAUUGUUAUGAUAGAGUAGUCCUUACUAAUUUUGUUGACUUAUGAACAUCUAAGAGCAGAUUCUGUCACCUGUACUGAAUUAAUGGACUGGUUGUUGGUGGUUUGCUCUCCUUUGUCAGAUCGCAUCAACAUCAAGCGGAAGGGAGCCUGGCCCUCUGCUUAUCUGUCAGUCCAGAAUGUGGUGGACUGUGGCGAGGCCGGCUCCUGUCAUGGAGGGGAUCACUCUGGGGUGUGGGAGUACGCCAACAAACACGGCAUCCCUGACGAGACCUGCAACAACUACCAGGCCAAGGACCAGAGUAAGGCCUCAAGAACUCUGCUAUCUCCUAGCUGCACAUUACUUUUACUUGGUUGAACAGUUUUUUUCCAUGACUUGAUAACAAGAAUUUCUGUCACAUCAAAUUAAGGUUAAUUUACAAUUUCUCAUGCUUAAUAUGUUCUCCAUAUUGUGUCUUGCAGAGUGCAAACCGUUCAACCAGUGUGGAACCUGCACAACGUUCGGGGUCUGCAACAUCAUCCAGAACUAUACCCUGUGGAAGGUCGGAGACUUCGGCGACGUAGGUGGGAGGGAGAAAAUGAUGGCCGAGAUCUACGCUGGAGGACCUAUCAGGUUAGUAGCUGGACUUGGUCAACAUGGGCUGUGUCCCAAAUGCAGGGGCGCAACUUUCACUGGGGAUGGGGGUGACAUGACCCCCCCCCCCCCCCAAUUUUUGUCCACCCCAGUUUUAUCAUUAGCGGCAUCGUGUGCUUUAGGACCAUGCUGAGCUAGUAGUGUAACUGACAUGUAACGUCAGCUAAUGUUUCAUCCCCUCUCGACUGAAAUUCUGUCUGAAGAGAAUGAACUAGCUAGCUAGUAGCUACCACAACCAGUUGAGCUUUAGCUAUCUGUCAGAUAGCAGUAUCUAACAGUUGUUGUGUGUAUGGAAAUGUCCUUUUUGUCCCGUUUCAACAGAAGUAAAUUAACUUGGCUAGUUUUUGCCAGUUGAUGCACCAUUAGAGCUAGCCAACAUUAGCUAGCUAGCUAGCUAGCUCACUAACUUUAGGUAUUAUUUUUGCCUGUGUAACAUUAUUGAUCUGUCAGUUUCCCUAGCUAAUUCCCUACUUUUCGCACUGACACAGUAUAAACAGCUCUACAGACUACACUGUCAUGGUGCACAGUCAGUGCACAACACAAUAUUGAUGAUGACGAUGAAUGGAUACAGAUAUGUUUGAAUGCCCAGUCAUGUUCAUAUAAUCUCAGACAUAAAUUACAGUUUAAGAUCAUCAAUAGAACAUCCUAUAUGCCAGUGAAACUGAAUAUCAUGCACUCAGACAUGUAAUUCCUCUGUUGGAAGUGUAAAACACAAAAGGGGACAUAUUUUGCAGAUGUUAUAAUCAUUUGAAGGCUGGCUGAAUUCUGGCAAAGUGUAUGUUAUUUUAUCUCGGCAUGUCUACAGGUUCUCCCAGUUUUUUUUGCUCAGAAAUGUUGAUACUGGAGACUGUUAUCAGAAGAAACUGUCUAACCUUGCAUUUAUAGCGGCUAAGAAAUGCAUCGCCAUUUAAUUGGAAGGUUGAUUAUCCUCCCACAAUGUAUGGCAGAAAUGUCAAGUUAUGUAUCACUAGAUUUGAUUUUAUACAAGAUUAAGGGUAUACUGUGGAACUUUCAUAACAUCUGGGUGCCUACUAUAUGACAAAAGGGGUCUGUAUUGAAAACAUUAGAUUUUAUUUAGUCGAGCAGUCGCAAAUAGAUUAUAUUUUUCAUGGCACACGAGACACCUGUGUGAUUUGCGCCUGUCUCGGUGGACUAAUCCAUUGAGGAGGCCACGGGGAUGCCACGGUCCAAGAAUAUGGCACCUCUCUCCAGAAUGCACGCUCUCCUGCCAUUUUGUGGGUAUUCAUAACUUAAUUGUGUGCAUUGUUUGCUGUGUAUCAAUUCCCCAUUACGUACAUCACCAGUAGUAGCCUACAUUGACCUUUAAUUCCCAUAAUUUUAAUCUGCGAUGUUUGUUUUGUUUAUGGUAAUUUCUGUUAAUGCAUUCAAUAUAUUAUUACAGUCAUUUACUGUUCUCGUUGUCUGUGUGGACAUGUGUUUUGCAGAACUCACAACCUAUGCUACACUUGUGAGAAACAAGUUUUUGUUUAUUUCAUUCCAUUUACGAGUUUUGUCAAUGUAUUCAUCGUCUUUUGUUUGAAACGCUCCUGUCAAUGUUGAGUAAGGAUGAGCACCUGAUUACGCAUAUAGAAGUAGGACUAGUCUACCUGGCCUUCGUGCAAAUGUAGCCCUAUGAAUGUGCCCAUUUGGGGAUGUCUGAUAGUAUUUCUGAUUGUCUUAACUCACCACCACUAAUGAGCUGUGGAGCUUCUCAAAGUAAUUUUUCUUCACCUCAAACAGCAAGUAAACAAAGUCUGUUUUUAGAAUCAAUUGAGAAUGACAAUAGUUCCUCACAGUAUUUGAACAAUAUUUCCAGCUCUCUCCCUUUCGAUAACCACAUGCAUUAAAGGGAAACAUGUAAUGCUCUGAUCCAGUGGAAACGUCCUAAAAUACCUGAUUUUACUUCUUAUCCCCCCCUGCACAAAUAGCCUACAGCUGUGUCUGUCCCGAGCUCACUGGCGCAGGAAACUGAGGGUCCAGAAUAUUUUAUACAAUGUUUCAAGUUUUGGGGUGACCCAGUUAAUACAAUGUUUCAAGAUCGUUGCAGACAGGCCAUGCAUAGCCAAUGUGAUUCAUAGGAUAUUUAUCUGGAUAUUUUCUACUUGCAGACUGCAAGGUUUUGGCUUUAUGUAGGUUAUUAUUACAUAGUUGGCAAUGGCAAAAAAGCUACUUUUAGAUUUGAAUAUUUUUCAUUUAGAUAGAAUGUAGAUUAACCACAGACAAGGAUUUUGAGAUACAAAGAUUAUUAUAAAUGAAAAAUGUGCAUAUGAAAAUCAUAACUGUUAUCUCUGGCUCCCUCUUGAGUCAUUUGUGUGUCUUCAUUAUUUAAUCAAACAGCGUACUUAAAGCAUCAGACAAGUUCAGUACAAGUUCAAACACAUAGGGUGUGUCUAUAUAGGCCUGUGGAAAAAUAGACGCUUAAGACUACUCUUGGUGUGCCAAGAUAUUUUUUUAGUCAGGGACAGCCCUAGUAGAAAUGCAAAGUUGCGCUCCUGCCCAAAUGGCACCCUAUUCACUAUACAGUGCACUAUGUAGGGAAUGGGGUGGCAUUUGGAACUGGACUGGGUCAACAUGGUGACUGUUUCUCUUCUCAUGAGCUCCACCUGUCCUAACAGUGACUGUGUAUGGAUUCGCACGAGAAGUAAAGCCAAGUCACAGUCAAAUAGGCAAAUAUCUGAUGUGUAACAAAAUGACUGGAGUAGCAAUAUGACUUGUUGUCAAAGCUUAAAGGAAUACUUCAGGAUUUUGAAAAUGAGGCCCUUUUAUAUACUUCCCCAGAGUCAGAUGAACUUGUGGAUACCAGUUUUAUGUCUCCGCGUGCAGUUUGAAGGAAGUUGCUAACUAGCGCAGUUCCUAACUAGCGUUAGCGCAAUGAUUGGAAGUCUAUGUGUAUCUGCUAGCCCUCUAUUAUGUUUCCCUUCCCGCCCCUGCAAAAACAUACACAAACAAACAUGCAGACUGUAAUUAGUUAAAGCGAAACAAACAUUUUUGUUUUCUGUCCUUGGUAGCUGUGGAAUCAUGGCCACCGACAAGUUGGACGCCUACACUGGAGGCCUGUACUCUGAGUAUAUCGAGGAGCCCUCCAUCAACCACAUUGUGUCUGUUGCCGGCUGGGGCAUGGAUGAAAACGGUGUGGAAUUCUGGAUCGUCCGCAACUCAUGGGGAGAGCCCUGGGUAAAAUUUUAGUCAUUUAGCAGACGAUCUAAUCCAGAGCUAUUUACAGUUUGUGCAUUCAUUUUAAGGUAGCUAGAUGAGACAACCACCGAUCAGUCCUAGUACUUUUUUUUUUUAUCCCAAAGUAGCUAUCCGCAAAGUCGGUGAUAAGAAAAUAGAAGUGAGUGCUGGUGCAAGAAAGGCAAGGGUGUUUAUUUGUAUUUUUUUUUUGGGGGGGGGGGGGGGGGGGUGCUAUGGGAUUAAUCAAGAUGAAGAGGUAGGUUUUCUCUGCUGUCCUGACAUUAGGGGGAAGCUUGUUCCAUCCUUAUCGACUGAAUUAACACUAUGCAUUCCAUAUUGGAGCUGGUAGUCUGUAGUGAUCUUUCAUGGCACUAACUGCAGCAGAGAAUUUAAAACCUCAUGCUCUACUAUAGAAUUACAUUUAGUGUUCAAAAUGGGGCAACAAAUCCUAGCCUAUAGCAGUUCCUGUAGUUUAUUAACUUUACUUCUACAUGAACUUCACUUUCUAUUGUUUGUAUGUUCUACCAUAUUUAUCUAGCUGAAACUCCAGAUUGAGUAAGUUUCUGUUUUCUUGCCAGGGUGAGAAGGGCUGGCUGAGGAUCGUGACCAGCGCAUACAAGGGAGGAAGUGGCAGUCAGUACAACCUGGCCCUGGAGGAAGACUGCAUGUACGGAGAUCCCAUCGUGCCUAAGACCUACCUGUAGACAACAGGCAGUGGGACCAACCAAUGUUUCUUCUAAAGACCAGGGGCCUCUUAACAAUCGUUGCGUAAAUUUCACACUUAAUAUCUGUCCGCCAUUUCUGAGAAGAAUACGUAGGUAUAAAAAUAGAGAUUUUAUAAAUCAGACCUGUCCUACAACUGUGCACGCAUGAACGAGCGUUAUAACACCGCCUGGAAAAUGCCUCCAUUCACCUUUUUAUGGUGACAAUAACGCCCUUUAUUUGCUGUAUCAUUUGGAACUAUUGGAAUUGGCCCAAAGAUUUUUUUUAAACGAGCAAAUUUAGUAUCUUAUAAACCGCGCUGCCUAUGGGAUCGCAUAGGCUACAGUAAAACUUGAAAUGCAUAGCCCAUCUAUUUACUAGGCCCAAUUAAAUGAUGUGCAUGGUAAUUUGUUAUAUGGCUAGCGUCCAGAAAAGUUGAGGAAUUUAUUCUGCAAUGGUUAUGAAAAUAAAAUAAAUAGGAAAUAAAUGUCUAAUUAUUUUAGAUUCCAAAAACAAAACGAAUACCGGUACAUUUUUGCUCUUCUAACUAACUAAACGCAAAUGGUUGAAAUCUUGUUUAUUUUUACAUUUUAUUUUUUUUAUCAAUAAGCAUGUCAGCAUAUCCACCAUUUGCACAAAAUACUUACUUGCCUGCUUGCAAUACCAUACUUCAACCACUACAAAAUGUGCGUACGCAUGGUCUGAAGUUUGCAUGGAGGUAAGCACAUUUGAUUAUAUAAAUGCCAACUUUUGCAGGUAAACUAGCGCACGCAUGUUUUGGGGGUAUAUUUUGUAUGUAUGAAACGUUUGUAAAUGAGGCUCAGAAGCUGUUAAACUGAAUAGACAGCAUUGUAUAUCUACAGUUUUCUAUGACAAUCUCAGGCUACUUCCACAUUGCAACAAUGUACCAUGGUAAAAUGGAAAGGGGACAUUUUUUUUUGCCUUUGUGUUUUUUAAGAUCUUUUCUUAUACAAAAUGUGACUGAACAAGUCAUUAUGUACUUCGCCUUUUGAACAAGUACAAAUGCUGACAAUAUUUGGUGCACAAUUAGCUUAAGAUCUAAGUGCCAGUAAGAUAACUAAUUGUGGCUGUAAAUGUUGAAGCCUUGAUAAAUUCUGAUGCCACAUGUCUUUUGUUGUAUGCAAAUUUAACUGAAUGAUUUUUCAGGAUUUUAACAGCAAUCCACGUGGCUUACAGGUAAUUUAUGCUUGAGUCUUCAUGAUGGUUUCCACAAAUGUGAUCUCUGCUAAAGGCAGAUUGUGCAGUUCAAUGUGUUUGAAUCCAGGCCUAGGAUGGAAAGUUGUAAUAGUUGAUACAUUUUCUGAAACAUACUUUCCUUGAACCACCUCAAAAGAAGUGAUGCAGAACGGUGGAUGUCGCUUCGUGUGAAAUGAAUAAAACCAAGACGUGUCAAUAUUCUUGUCAAAUUGAAAAGGAUAACCAUGAAAAAGGCUUAACCUUUUCAGUGGGAAUUUCAACAAACCUUUUGAGCAGUCAGUCAUACAUAUUUAAACACAAAGCAACAUAGAAAAUGAACAACGAAACCUUAGCCCAUACCAAUGGAAACUACAGUGAAACAAAUAAUGGAGCUAGAGAAGUUCUCCUCAUACCUCCAGACAAGCAAAGAUACACUACAUCCUUUUAAUUCUGAAAGUCAUUUGUGUUUACGCCACAUUUGAAAAUAAAAUUGCAGGUCAAAGUCUAUAUGCAAAUGGUCAGCCGUCUGCCUCAAAAUUGGCAAUGUUCAAUUCCUCGUUCAGCAGAACACAUCCAGGGAUUGGCUCAUAACCAUGAGAUCCCGCCUUCUGCCCCUCCCUGCUCUUCCCACUACAUCCUCAGUCAAGUUAAACCCACCAGUGUCACUCUCAGUUCAUCAUGAUGAAGUUGGAUUUGCAGUGAGCUGAAACAGAGCAGAAUGAUAAUUAUAUUUUAAGCUUCUAUAACUGGGCCAAAUGAAAGUAAUCAAUAUGUAGACAGUUUUUGGCCAUGAAAAAGAUGGUAUAAGAGACUGACCUAUGAACUCCACGACAGGGUCGUGUUCUCCCUCUGUCCGAAUGGUUCCAGCGAUGCUGUCGUUCUCCAGGAUGGGCAGGAACAGCUGGACGAAGUCUGAAGUGUAUGGAGGGGCAAUCACAUCCAACACCUGAUAGGGCAAACAGAAAUAUCAGUAUUUUCACUUCCACUACCAUUUCUUCAAGCGCAACUAAAUUGGACUGACGGUGUCUUUAGAACGUUUCACUUCUCUUUAUCUGGAAUGUUUCACUUCUCUUUUAAUAGUUUCUGGUUUCAGCAGGCCAUACUUCUGUUACAAAAUAGCGAAUGAGAGAGAUGUCUGUGUUGAGCUUCUCCAGGCACUUGCGGAUGUAUCCAACCACAGGCAGCACGUAGCCCCGACUCAGCAGGUGGACCAUACGAUCCAACAGGGUCUUCUUCAGCUCCAUCUGAAAGGGACAACACUCAUACAGUCAGCUAAGAAGUCAUCCACUGAAAGUCUAUGGGGUGGUUGCAUGGGCCCAGAUUAAGCCUAUGCACGCAUGCACAACCCACACACCUGCUCCAUGACAUCAAGCUGGGAAUGUUCUGUCUCAAAUAGCUUGAUCAGCAGCUGGAGGACCUGUGGGUGCAGGAGCUGGUGACAGGUGCUGAUCUGGGGAAUAAAAACAAACAUAAUGGUCUCAUUAAUCUCUGUCCCUACCACCUGAUUGGGGAUCAGUUCUAGUCUUUAAACCGCAAAACAAUUCCAAGAAUGACAGUUAAAUGCACAAUUUCUGUGUACAACCAAAUUGCACCCUAUUCGUUAUAUAGUGCACUACUUUGACCAGUUCCAAAUGGCACCCUAUUCCCUAUAUAGUGCACUACUUUUGACCAGGGCACAUAGCGUAAAAGUAGUGCACUAUAUAGAGUCAUUUGGGACUUAUAUAUCAUAGUGAGUUAUCCAUAAUAGCACAACAAAAACAUCCUCCCUCAACCAGUGAAAAAGUGCAACCUCUACCUCAUCCAGAAGUGCUAGAUGGACAGGGGUAUGGUCUGUCUGGAGCUGGAAGUAGCGAGGCUCAGAGACUGUCCAAUCAACCCACUUCAGCACCCCCAUGGAAACAACCGGGAACCUGAAAAUGGACAUAAUGAUGUCUCAACCAACAGUGGUAACCAAUUACAUUCUUGGAAUCCUCUGGCUUUAGCUACAUAUUGGAGAUCCAUGAUGGGCUCACUAGGUUGGCUAGUUGGCUGCUGGGCUCACCGGAUGCACUGGUACAGAGUGCUGAGCUCAGCCACCAGCUCUGUGGCUCCUUUGUUCUCAUUGCAACACAGGUUAUGGACCGUCUCAAUGGCCUUGGAGGUGGACUUGAGCUCAUCCUUGUUGAUGUUCACUCGCUUGUUCUGUGGAUGGAUGAAAAGAGAGGCAUA